AUGCAUACGGUUUCAUUCAACCAGGCUUUGGUCUUCGGCCUCUUGGCCUCGGCCCAUCUCACUGCCGGAUUUACAGUCAACUUUGGUGACCACGAUGUUGAGCGACGACAUGUGGGUUCACUGGCCUCUAUGGCGUCGAAAGUCGUCAGAGCAGUGAUUCCAGAUCUUGAGCGUCGCCACCAUACGGAGGCCCAGAUCGCUGCAAAGGAAGCAGCCAAGGCCAAAGGUCAUCGUGCUCGUAGCCCUCAGGCCCCCGAUGAGUUUGGACCGUGGGACAGUACUGAAGAUGAAUUUGGUUCAUGGGUUGAUAAACGAUCCCCACACCACACGGAAGCACAGAUUGCGGCCAAAGAAGCAGCUGCCAAAAAGCAUCAAUCGCGAUCUCCUCACCAUACCGAGGCCCAAAUCGCCGCCAAAGAGGCAGCGAAAGCCAAGGGCAACAAACCUCGAAGUGCCCAGGCCCCUGAUGAAUUCGGACCUUGGGAUAGCACCGAAGAUGAGUUUGGUUCUUGGGUUGAUAAGCGAUCACCACAUCAUACGGAGGCUCAAAUUGCGGCCAAAGAAGCAGCAAAGGCCAAGGGUAACCGGCCCCGAGAAGCCCAAGCCUCUGAUGAGUUUGGGCCUUGGGACAGCACCGAAGACGAGUUCGGUUCUUGGGUCGAUAAGCGCUCACCACAUCAUACGGAGGCUCAGAUUGCCGCGAAAGAGGCAGCGGCCAAAAAGCACCAAUCCCGAGAUCCACACCACACUGAGGCGCAAAUCGCGGCCAAGGAAGCAGCGGCAAAGAAGCAUCAGUCGCGGGAGCCACAUCACACGGAAGCACAGAUUGCGGCGAAAGAAGCUGCAGCGGCAAAGAAGCAUCAGGCCCGUGAACCUCACCAUACGGAGGCUCAGAUCGCGGCCAAGGAGAAAGCGGCAGCGAAAAAGGGGCAGAACUGA
Fonsecaea nubica is the source of this 939-nucleotide messenger RNA. RefSeq lists its product as hypothetical. The record is from RefSeq and is a predicted model, not a curated record. The coding region runs from base 1 to 939 and encodes 312 amino acids. NCBI's taxonomy places the organism in Eukaryota, Fungi, Ascomycota, Eurotiomycetes, Chaetothyriales, Herpotrichiellaceae. The transcript is spliced from 2 exons.